GGAGAACUGUGUGAAUUUGUCCCAGCAGGAUUGACGCCUACGGUUUUGAGAGACGUGGCGAUUUGGACUCCUACAAGGAGAUGAUGAAUCAGUAUGUAGAUGUCCUCAACAGGAGGUCCAUGAGAUGGUCAAAGCUCCUUCAGGAGAAGCCUCAUGUGGAGAAGAACUUCACAGUGAAGAGGUUUGUUCGUAAAGGUGUGCCUAAUGAGCACCGUGCCAGGAUCUGGAUGGCGGCUAGUGGUGCCCAGGAACAGCUGGAGAGUAAGCCGGGUUAUUACCAGUCUCUGCUGGACAUGGAGCAUGACACCAAGCUGAAAGAAACCAUUCACACAGAUAUGCACAGGACCUUUCCUGACAACAUCCUGUUCAAGAGCAAAGCAGAGCUAGGCAUGCAGAAGGCUCUGUUCAAUGUGCUGCUGGCCUACGGACACCAUAAUCCUACAGUGGGCUACUGUCAGGGCAUGAACUUCAUUGCAGGCUACCUCAUGAUCAUCACGAAAGACGAAGAGAAAUCCUUCUGGCUUAUGGAUGCACUGGUGGGCAGGAUACUCCCAGACUACUACACCCCGGCCAUGUUGGGUCUGAAGACUGACCAGGAGGUCCUUGGUGAGCUGGUUAAGGUCAAAGCUCCUGCAGUAGGACAGCUCAUGGCCCAGUAUCCCGGCAUAUGGACGCUGGUGGUGUCUCGCUGGUUUAUCUGCCUCUACAUCGAUGUACUCCCUAUUGAGACUGUUCUGCGGGUCUGGGAUUGUCUUUUCUACGAGGGAUCCAAAGUACUUUUCCGCGUGGCUCUUACUCUCAUCCUUCACCACCAGGCAGAGAUCCUGAGAGCGCGCUCUUUGCCUGACGUGUGCGAGUGCUUCAAACAGAUCACUUCUGGGGCUUUCACUCUGGACUGCCACACCUUUAUGCAGAAGAUCUUUACGGAACCUAAGAGCCUGUCGAUGUCGACUGUUGAUAAACUGAGAGAGAAAUGCAGACAACAAAUUCUCAAGGAGGAAUCAGGACACCCAUGAGGUUCAGGACACACUUUCCCCUUAUACUGGAUUUAAUAAAACAAAGGCUCAGGCAGCGUAAGUAACACUGUACAGUCAGGAAUGUAUGAAACAUGACUACAGGAACUGUAUGAAACAUACAUGUUGGUGACUCUUCUGGUUACUUCUGUGAUUUAUACUUUGUUACACUCUAAUCUGGCAGACUGGGUAUCUAAAUAUGAAGGCUUAUGCUUCUGAGGCUUUUCUUUUGAUUUUGACUCCAAUCUUUCACCUACUAUAUUUGCUGCUAUAUAUACAGAAGUACAUUAAGAUCAUAACGCCGCACCAAACAGCAUUUACAUGUGUAUUUUCUAAAAACACUUUUGCUUUGGUGAUUAUGGACGGAUCACUUAUUUUUACUGUGAAUACUUUUAGUUUUGUCUCUUGCCUUUAGGACUGCUGUUUACAGGAGAACGUAAAGCUGAAGGGUCACGCUUUUAAUGUGGUGGUUUCUGUUCAAAUUUAUGGAGCUCAGUCUCAUUUUUCACUUUUUUUUGUAAAAUAAAACCCAUUA
Molecule: messenger RNA, 1548 nt
Organism: Pelmatolapia mariae (spotted tilapia)
Lineage: Eukaryota; Metazoa; Chordata; Actinopteri; Cichliformes; Cichlidae
Product: growth hormone-regulated TBC protein 1-A-like
Exons: 7
Coding region: 81-1016 (311 amino acids)
Source: RefSeq, a predicted model, not a curated record